AUUGCAAUUUGGGAGAUUUAGGCUAUCGAGAAUUAUUGCUAACGGAAUUAAGUGUUGCCAGGCACCUAUAUAGAACUCUAUGUUUUUGACUAAUACCCGCGAAGAUAUCAGUAUUGAUGGCAUUUGAUUUGUUUUAAGCGUAACUAGACCAGGACAGGGCGCAACAGUGUGACGCCUUCUUUACGAGUUACGACUACCCACUUAUUUUGAUUUGAUUUGUAUGCCGAGGGUAACUCAAAUUCAAAUUGAGUGUUUGAAUGUUUUCUAGGCUGGCACUUCGGUUCAAUGAGAGAGAUUAGCCUGACAGAACAGGAUGGUGGUAUCAGAAUGGCAUCAUCUAUGAACAUAGCAGGAAAUCAAAAUGAAGAAUCUGCUAUCAGCGGUGUGGAGGUCCGCAACAUUGAUGACAGCAUUGGGAAGGGUCUGUUUGCCACCCGUGACUUCAAGGCGGGUGACGUCAUCUUCGAGGAGCGUCCAUUGGUUUGCUGCCAGUUCCUCUGGAACGCGGCCUAUGGCUAUCUGGCGUGCGACUUCUGCAUGAGGCCGCUGGAGACGGCGGAGGAGAACGCUCGCCGGCUGACGGGGAACGCCGCGCUGACGCUGCCCCACCCGGAGUGCUGCGAGACCAAGAAAGCCCAGGUGGUCGAGUGCCCCACCUGUGACGCGAGUUACUGCGGAGAGCCGUGCAGAGACGCCGCCUGGCGCCAGUACCACAAGACGCUGUGCACGCGCUCCUUCACCAGGGACGAGUCGCACCCGCUGGUCAACCUGCAGGAGACCUGGAAGAAGAUGCACUAUCCACCGGAGACAGCCUGUAUCAUGCUCGUGGCUCGAAUGCUGGCCACCGUACGCCAGGCGGAGGACAAGGAGGGCGCCAUGAACCUCUUCAUGCAGUUCUGCCACCGGACGGUGAACGAAGAAGAAGAAAUAGCGCACAAGAUGCUCGGCGUCCAGUUCUACGAGCAGCUUGAGGUGUUGCGGAAGCUCAUGUCGGACGCGCUCUAUACACCCGACGUUCACCAGUGGCUGACGCCCGAGGGGUUCCGGAGUCUGAUAGCGCUGGUGGGCACGAACGGUCAGGGAGUGGGCACCAGCGCCAUCUCUGUGUGGGUACGCAACUGCACCAACCUCGACCUGCCGGCCGAGGAGCACGAGAAGCUCGACCAGGUCAUCAACCAGCUCUACGACGACCUCGAGAAGGAGGCGGGCUGUUUUCUGAACAACGAGGGCUCGGCGCUGUACCCGCUGCAGUCUUCCUGUAACCACAGCUGUACGCCCAACGCCAUGCCCGGCUUCCCGUGCGACAACUUCGACCUGGUCAUGUCGGCCACGCAGGACAUCGCUGCCGGCGAGCAGAUCUGCGUCAGCUACCUGGACGAGUGCGCCCUGGAGCGCAGCCGGCACAGCCGCAACAAGAUACUCAGGGGCAACUACCUGUUCAACUGCCAGUGCGCCCGGUGUCGGUCCGAGGCCGACCAGCCGGACGUCACCAGCGAGGAGGAAAUGGACGACGAGGAGGAGGAAGAGGACGAAGGUCAGGAGUGCUGACGACACGCGAGCGGCAGCCGCGGCCGGCGGCACUGCCACCACGGCCGGGCCGCCUGACCGGGCGCUGGGAAUAGCACCACGGCCUGACCGGGCAGACUGGUUGGUUGUAGGUACUGCCAGUGCUACAGCGGCCGGCUGUCACUGCCUCCAUAGUCGACUGUCUGACAGGAUUGUCAGGAGAGGACUGAGGAAUGUCACAACCGGACUGCCACGACACUGCUGUCACUACGCGACCACCACCUGUUCUGAACUGACCAUGCAGGCGGGACGGAGCGGGGCGAUAGGCGGUUGCCGCUCCGCUGUGCAGCCGCACGGCACGGGGCUGUCCAAUGAACCACGGCUGCUUAGGCCUGAAGAGUCGGCGUGUUGCGAGCACACGGCAGGGAGGAUGGUUGUGCCGUCAGGCGUCAGCCGUGUGUGGGGUGUACUGUGCAGUGAGGCGAGAUACCGGCCUAAUGCGUAUUUCUCGACUGGGGGAACCCAACGAUGUGUUGUUCCCCAUGUUCUCGCGUGUUGAUUCAUGGUGCUGUUUGGGGGGGGGGGGUUGCGAAGGGGUAUGAACUGCUAAAGCGACAAAGUGGAGUUUGCUUAAUCCAGACUGCGGAUCCUGUAAUGCCGCUCCGUCUUAUAAAGUGGGAAGGGCUUGUCUCCCAGGGCGAUAUGCAUUGUUAUGUUUGUGAAUGCAUGUGAAUGCGAAUACGAGUGGUUUUGAAGAUUUGUAUGAUGUGUAGGCAUAUGGGAUGUGCAAGCACCAUUUCGACCCGGCGCCGGUAGCUAACACAUUCUCGCAUAGUCCUGUGUGUGAGAGCUCGCGUUACGCUGGCGCCGCCGCUGCGGUCCCAUGUUGCCGUGGUUACCUGUGAGCGGCGGACGGAUGUGAGACGACCGGUGCCGCGCGGCGUCAACAGGCUGAUAUGGGCCGAAAGACAGCGCGGAUAGAGGGCGAACGCGGAUGUCCUGGCCGCCGGGUCCGUCGUCUGGGCACCGGGACACUUCUGCUCGCAAUAUAUGUUUGCGUAUA
This is a messenger RNA of Amphibalanus amphitrite, 2569 nucleotides long. RefSeq names its product SET and MYND domain-containing protein 5-like. The record is from RefSeq and is a predicted model, not a curated record. The transcript has 11 exons. Gene Ontology annotation, molecular function: histone H4K20 methyltransferase activity; protein binding. Lineage: Eukaryota; Metazoa; Arthropoda; Thecostraca; Balanomorpha; Balanidae. Bases 286 to 1548 code for a protein of 420 amino acids.